Molecule: messenger RNA, 4277 nt
Organism: Mercenaria mercenaria
Lineage: Eukaryota; Metazoa; Mollusca; Bivalvia; Venerida; Veneridae
Exons: 27
Coding region: 456-4277 (1273 amino acids)
Source: RefSeq, a predicted model, not a curated record
GAUGGUGUACUUUAUGCGGUUCUCCAUUAAAGUAUAUAGCCCUUGUAGGGUACACCUAUUAGCUAUACAUUCGAAUACCUCCCUGCAAUGUCAGAUCUUUUAAGUAUGCGAUAUUGUGCAAUGAUAUGUACAUGUAGAGUCUCUGUCUUUAAGAGACUUGUUUUGUACAACAAUCGUUGUUUUUACCACAGAUUUUUCACUUGCUCACUGGCUUACUGCUAAGGGCUAUCCGUUCAAUAGUUACCUUGGUGAUGACGUCACAACAGAGCUUCUCGAAGUUUUAGGUAUCAUCGGAUAUUUAAAUGAAAUACAGUGUGAUAGGAAAUCUCAGCCCUAUUCUCCGUCUGCAAAUGGAUGGAAAAAAAGUUGUUCGCUAGGUGUACACGUUAGCCCUCUGCAAAAUAUACUAACUUGUGAUCUGGAAGAGUCGUGCACAUCUGUGGACUGCUGUGUAGAUGUGUAUUUACUGGAAAAAAUCAUUCAACAUCAGAUUUAAUCUUGACCCAUGUUCAAACAUGCUUGAAAUUAGCAUUGAAAAACUGGUAUUUGAUAUACCAUUAAACGACUACAUAUAUGGAUCGCAGUCACGGUUCUGUUUAUAUGGAAUGGUCUGCUUAGAUUUUUCUAUAAAGGAUUUGUUUUGGUCAAGAACAUAUAUCGUUGAUCUGGAACUCAACAUUUGUUUUGAUUCGUCAACACCCUGUCGUAUAGAAAGUCAAAUUUUCAAGUCAACUGCUUUGCCAAAACCAAUUUGCAGCUGGGAAGAGGCAAACAUAGUACAAAAUUUCACAUUAAAUAACUGGUUCUUCGAGAGAGGAAUGCCAGAAAUGAUCAAGUUGCCUUCAUAUAUUGCUAGCGUUCUUGAAAACGAUAUUGGCCUCUCCAUGUAUUUUAAUGAAGAAGAAUGUAGACAAAACGUGUCCCCUUACCUAUCAAAUUCUUCCAGUUGUUCUUCAGAUUGUCCAUUGAAAAUACACACGUUAGUUGAUGAUGCUGAUAUUAUGUGUUAUAUUCCGAAGUAUUGUACAGCUGUUGACAUUUGCGCACAUGUUCCUCUAAUCAACCGAAAUAUUCACGUCUAUCUACGGAUUCACGCCUGCAAUUCGGUGCUGGAUGUUGGCAUUGAACAAUUCCAAUUUUCAGUCGGACUCUUUGACUUUGAAUUUGGCAAAGACGUUGCGAUAAACCUGAAGGAUGUAUUCAAAAUGAAAUUCCGCAUUGAUGAGCUUACGACAAAAGGUGUUUUUGUUGUGGAUCUUGAAUUAAGCAUCUGUUUUUCAAACUCAAGUUGUGAAAAGACAUUCAUCAUAUUUGAUCGUACGGAGCUACCGAAUAUGCCAUGUUCUUUGGAUUUAGGAUUUCGAAACGAAUCAUUUUCCCUUACUGAAUGGAUGAAUGAGAGAAGUAUUUCGAAAGGAGACGUGACGGAUGUGCAACGCAAGGAAUUGUUCGAAACACUUGGUUUGGCAGUUUAUCUAUACGACAGCGCCUGUUAUCUAUCUGAACUACCAUACACUCCGUCAAAUAACGGCUGGAAUAUCGAAUGUCCCGUUGAGCUGACGCUUAGUCCCCUGCCUUCUGGCAUCGGUUGUUUCAUUUCUGACAUGUGUACAGCUAUCCAGUGUUGUCUCGAGAUAGAAAUUGUCCAAACAUCUGUUUCCUUCUACGUUAUUGUUGAUGGAUGUGGAAAAAAAUUGACCGUUGGUAUAGAACAAAUGAAGUUAGUGUUGGAUAUAGAUAGCUAUCAGUUCGGCCAAUGGGAUCGAUUCUAUUUGUUUGGUGUCUAUAGAAUCGAUUACAUGCUUGAAAACUUCCAAGGAGGUCGUAAAUAUGUUCUCGACGUGAACAUAAGUGCUUGUUUUGAAAGUCACAGAGAAUGCGAAUUCACCCUUCCUGUACUCCAGAAAGCUAUCUUGCCUAAAGUAAAUUGUGACUGGCAGAAUGGAUUCAUUGAUAAUGAUUUUUCCUUUGAGUCCUGGAAAAGCGAUAACGAUGUUAACGAAAAUGCAACACUUUCUAAUGCUCAGUUUGAUAUUCUGGCGAAUGACUUGGGUAUCAGUCAGUAUCUUUUUGAUAACGAGUGCGAGCUGUCUUCCAAUAGACCCCUUCAAGGAUGGAAUAACGCAUGUACUCUGGGUGUUAACUUGACAGUUUUACCAAGCAACAUCGAAUGUACGAUUGGAACCUCUUGUUUGGCUAUAGACUGCUGCCUCAAUGUCAGUAGUCUCAAUCGAAGAUUUGGAUUUUCUCUGCAUGUAGACGACUGUGAAUAUCAGAUAUCAGCGAGUAUUGAAAAUCUUGUUAUUGAAAGAAAAAUGUCCGCUUUCGAAUUUGGUAAGCAGAUUCACUUUGACAUAGACGGACUAAUUUCUAUGCGAUUUCUGGUAGUUAAUAUAGAAUAUAGUAACAAGUAUUUGUUGGAUAUGGAUGUUGAUGUGAACUUUGAGCCAAAUGAGCCUGCAGAAAUAUCUGUCAAACUGCUUGAUGAUAUGAUUGUACCACGUAUCCCAUGUCAGCUUAAUGCUAAUUUUAUAAAGAAAGAUUUCUCUUUGGACAAGUGGAAAGAAGAGAACAAUGUAAGUGUCCUUGAUGACUAUCAGUCUACAAGACUGCUGGAAGAUAUCGCCAUUGCACCAUUCCUGAUUCCCGUUAAAUGUGAUGUACUUGAGCGAUCUGAAAUUGAUACAUCCUUAUGUCCGAUAGAGGUUGAGACUUUAUAUAUGUACGGUCAAGGCUCAUGUUCACUGACCGAAAUAUGUUCCGGUAUUCGUUGUUGCCUCAAGUCAUCUGAGAUUCAAUCAAACUUCUAUAUCGAGGUCGGAAUUGAUGCAUGUAGGGAAGAAGUCAUAGUUGUUAUUGAAAAACUUAAAUUUUUGUUUCCGUUUAGAAACUUCACUUGGGGAGAAGUACAAACAUUCAGUCUAUACGGUGUGAUCAAGAUUGAGGUGGAAUUGUCUGAACUUGUGAAGUCACAGAUUUACAGCUUAGACCUUAAUGCAAGCAUUUGCUUUGGAGAACUUCAAACCUGCAACACAGUGUUUCAAAUUCUGCAGGAUGAAUAUAUGACUGCCUUGCCUUGUAGUUGGUCCUCAGGAUUUUUAGACACGGACUUUAAGUUUGAAGAAUGGCGAAAAAAGUAUCAUUAUGAACUUCAAAAACAGCUUCCUGAAACUGGUGUAGUAUUUUACUUGUCAAAGAUUGGUGUUGAUUCUUACCUCCUCCACAAAAUGUGCGACCAUUCAGCAGGGCUUUAUUCACAGACCUCUUCGACAGGCUGGACGUCAGACUGUCGAAUCAAUGCGAGCGUCCAGACUCUACCAGACGACACAAAAUGUUUCAUGGAUGACACAUGCUCUGGAUUUGAGUGUUGUUCUUAUAUUGACGUACUGCAGCGGUCGAUUCAAAUAAACUUUCAACUAGACCCCUGUUCUCAAAUUUUAACUAUCGGAAUUGAACGCAUUUCGCACCGCAUAUCUUUAACAGCAUUUGAAUGGGGCGUAUGGAAUAAAUUCUAUCUUAAUGGUUUUGUAAGACUAGACUAUUUGAUCACGAGCCUACCGAUACAAAAGAUAUAUGUUGUAAAUGUUAACCUAAGCAUUUGCCUGGAUCAGCACAGCUGUGAAGUAGAGGUAGAAAUUCUAAACUACGAUGUUUUGCCUCAGAAAAUAUGCGGAUGGAAUCCAGACUACACAGCAGAUGAAUUUUCACUUGCACAAUGGAAGAACGACAGAGGCAUAAACGAAAUAGGAGGGUUUGACGAUGUCCAACAGAAGCAGUUGAUGACAGAUUUGGGUAUAUAUCCAUAUCUUCUGGAAACGGAAUGUCAGGCAGUCAACAGUUCUGGUUCAGAAGAAUGUGAUGUGUCAGCAGACUUCCCAUCAUCUUGCAGUUUAUCUAACAGCUGUGCGAGAGUAUCAUGCUGUUUAUGUUCAGAUGUUUUACAGCGACGCAUUUUCUAUGAAUUAGACUACGACAGAUGUAACCAUAUGAUCAACAUAAGUAUAGAAACUUUUAGCAGGACAAUAUCUGUUUAUGAGUUUGAGUACGGGAAGGAAACGACUGUGUCAUUGUAUUCCGUAUUAAAAAUACAGUUCGUGAUAGACUAUCUUGUGAUCAGUCGGUCUCACAUUGUUAGCUUGAACAUAAGUGAGUGCUAUGAAGCGAACGGUUCAUGUUCAGUAGUGACAGAGGUACUGGUAGGAGACCAGUUUUCUUCCGAAGACUGUCCUAUUAACAAGAACUACAAAACUGAAGGCACGUAUAAAGAAAAAGGAUGA